CAAAGAUUGUAUGGCUUCAGAAAGUCUAUAAGAACGAGCGUUAUCUAGCCUUAAGCUUUGUCAUCAGCAAACACUCAAGCAGUAAACAUCCAAUCGAACCUUUUCAAAACCACCAAAACCAGGUCUAGGAUUUGGAUUUCAGACGCCUCUUUCAACUCAACAACAAUGUCCCAACGGGCUCAAGACAUCUACCCUUCAUCGAUGCUGUCCAAGGUUCACGGUUAUCCGUUGUGGCUUCCAGACAUGCCUUCAAAUUUGCCUGACGCUUAUCUUUGCCAUGGAACCCAAAUCGACGACGUCGGAUAUCUUGGGCACGAAUUCUCCUCGCCCGGAUAUCUUGACGAAUACGGAGGAUUCGAAUAUCUCUUCAAUGUGUGCAAGAGUGCUGAGGAUCCCGUAAAUCUGAACAGGGUUCCUCCCGACUUUGAACCCAUUCAGAGUCCUGGGGUACUAGAACAGCGUGGUUUCGAUAAGGAUUCGGUGAUCACCAGUACAUCUGUUGUGGUACAAAGGUCGACUGAAACCAAGUAUGUUUCCUGCUACUACUCAACUGUUCCCAUUUUGACUUGUAACAGUAGUUUUCAAUUCCCGAGUUCAAACACUCGGGGUGCAGUACUCAUCCUUCUCGAUGGCAGCGAAUCUUACAAUUCCAAGAAUCCUAGUUUGCUUGCGGAAUAUGCAGCUGCCAACGCUCAUAGCUGGUACAAAUAUGUUAAUGACGAUCAGGGGAGGAUGAUCCCGAACGGCUCGCUAUACCUAGUCACUGGAUGCGACAAAUGCCGCUCUUGGGGUAACGGAUGCUUCGCCGACUGGCAUCCUACACUGGAAUUCUACGCUCCUGAACCGGAAAAGCCACACUACCAGUGGGUGAAACACUCUGCGAGCGGACUUCACCUUCGGUAUCACCAUAGCGAAGGAACGGUUGCGAAUCAGACUAUCUUCCUGCGCGGAUACUCCAUCUCUGUUCGUACCAAGAGGGAAGACAGCAUACUACGGUGGAUUCUGGGAAUGUCGAGAACACGGGACGCGAUUCCAUACUGCCCUCCACAUAGGCUGCCUGGUGUGUGGGUUCAGCGAUUCCCGGCCGAAGGCGAGAUUGUUAAUCCCUCAGCGUCGAUAAACAAUCAUAUAUUGGACACCUACUGUAGCACCAAUGUCGCACUGACUCAUGAUCACUACAUGGGCAUGGUAAAUAAUGUUCAAAAACUGCUCAAGGCUGUAGAGCUUGCGAACGAUUUCAUCCCCAAUACCGACCUAGUUUUCAUCACCAAAAGCUCAGGAACGAACGGUGCAUGGAUAGCUAACCGAGGUUUCACAGAUAUACUCGGAAACCAACGCCGGAGGCUCGACUCGAAGGAUGCGGAAAUACUAGAAAAACUGACGCGUUGUACACCUGAACAGACUAAGGGUAUAAUAGGGCUACGGCCGCGUUUACCGGUUCGAACUCGAUUAAUGCUAGCGCUGAGAGGCGGUGAUACCCGGAGGUGGUGGAAAAAAGAUGACAAAAGAGUACGGUGA
Messenger RNA from Desarmillaria tabescens, 1518 nucleotides. RefSeq lists its product as uncharacterized. Bases 166 to 1518 code for a protein of 450 amino acids. The record is from RefSeq and is a predicted model, not a curated record. The transcript has 9 exons. Lineage: Eukaryota; Fungi; Basidiomycota; Agaricomycetes; Agaricales; Physalacriaceae.